Messenger RNA from Laccaria bicolor S238N-H82, 1059 nucleotides. RefSeq lists its product as uncharacterized. The record is from RefSeq and is a predicted model, not a curated record. Bases 1 to 1059 code for a protein of 352 amino acids. The transcript is spliced from 3 exons. Lineage: Eukaryota; Fungi; Basidiomycota; Agaricomycetes; Agaricales; Hydnangiaceae.
AUGUUAUCCCUCCAUCAACUACUGCAUUCCAAAUCGAUUCCCCAUGAAGAAAUCAGGGAAACAAUCAUUGCCGCCUUUGAUGCAUUCCGCAUCAAGGGUCAGCAAUACUACAUUGAAAAACAUUCUAUUGACUGGGAUGAUCCCAUCCUCUUUCCACCUCAACUUUACCCUGGUUUGGAGGUAAUGACAAGACCUUCCGCCUUGAAAUCUCAACAUUUGGGAGGGUCUAAUAUGGUUCCCUUCACGCUGAGUCCACAGCUCCUCUGUUCCUCAACAAACAACGGUCACCCAGCAGAAACACGACCUGUAUCCACACUCCUUUCAGACAGUCGAGCCAAAGCUGUUUCUACCACCUCCUCCCUUAGUUCCGCUGACACCAUCCACACACACCAGGAACGUCUUAUUCAACCUCUCCCCUCCCACGCAAGGAAGGAUGACCAGUCAAGCUCGUCAAGGUUAACAUUGGAUGACCAGUCAAGCUCGUCAAGGUUAACAUUGGAUCAACAUUCCAACACGACCAGCUCCACGGAUGUCCCGAAACUUACCAUCCGUCUCCCCACCAGCCUACCUACCACAUCUACUCACAAUCCUUCCCCCCUUGCGCCUAUUCCUACUAUCAACGUCAUUGACUCUGCAGUCACACCACGGGGUUCCGAUCUUCACAAAUGCAAGCAAGAGAAGCAGGGGGGUGUUAACGCAGGAAUGGGAGGGAGAGAUGACGAGGAAGAUGCAUAUGUACCCCCUGCUCACAAAUGCAAAGUGAUCAUUUUCAUCUCUGUGAAGCCAAGUCCUGCAGACGAACUAUGGUGUGCUCUGUGCAUCAAGCAGGAGGAAUUACACUGCGAUCACCGGUGUACCAUUUGUCAACAAAAGGGCAUCUCCUGUGUUCCCCCUCCUAUCGACUCACGCUGGUCAACAUGCGACGGAUACCGUGAAAACACCAGCAAGAAGGCUUGCUCAAUGCAGUCAUAUUUCAAGGGACAGAAACUCCAACACAAGGCAUUAGCAUUAACUGCCUGGUCCAAUCAAGCAUUUGCACAAGGCAAUGCCACUCGAUGA